This is a messenger RNA of Nannospalax galili (Upper Galilee mountains blind mole rat), 2829 nucleotides long. It is a transcript of the gene Tcf3, whose product is annotated as transcription factor 3. Gene Ontology annotation, cellular component: transcription regulator complex. The transcript is spliced from 19 exons. Gene Ontology annotation, biological process: immunoglobulin V(D)J recombination; regulation of transcription by RNA polymerase II. Gene Ontology annotation, molecular function: RNA polymerase II cis-regulatory region sequence-specific DNA binding; DNA-binding transcription factor activity, RNA polymerase II-specific; protein dimerization activity. The record is from RefSeq and is a predicted model, not a curated record. Lineage: Eukaryota; Metazoa; Chordata; Mammalia; Rodentia; Spalacidae. The coding region runs from base 416 to 2380 and encodes 654 amino acids.
GGCGCGGGGCGGGGUUCGGGGGGCGGAACAUGUCUCCCGCCGCAGGAAGAUGAGGCAGCGCCGGCGGCUGCGGGCGUAGCGGGGCCACCGCCGCGCCGCCGCCGCGUCCACCACGGUUCUUUCCCCGCGGGCUGAGAAGCUCAAGUGGGGGGCCCUGUGACGCGAACGCGAGUGGGGGUGAAGGAGCAGGAGGAGGAAGCACGCGCGCCCCCGUGCCCGGCGCGCCCUCCCCGCCGCCCACGCGCGACCCUCGGGGACGCGCUCGUCACCCCUUUUGUCCCCGGGGCCCCCCGAGGACGGUGGGCAACAGGGUGCAGCCCGGUUGCAACCCGGUUGUAUGCUCCCCGCCCAGCAGGACUGUCUCCAGGGCUAGGGUGGGCACUCCAGUUCCCGUGCCUGCUGCUGUGGCCAGAGGAUGGACCAGUCUCAGAGAAUGGCUCCUGUAGGCUCCGACAAGGAGCUGAGCGACCUGUUAGAUUUCAGUAUGAUGUUCCCACUACCUGUGGCCAACGGAAAGGGCCGGCCUACCUCCCUGGCUGGAACCCAGUUUGGAGGCUCAGGCCUUGAGGAAAGGCCCAGCUCCGGUUCCUGGAGUGCCAGUGACCAGAACAGCUCUUCCUUCGACCCUAGCCGGACCUACACCGAAGGCACCCACUUUAGUGAGUCUCACAACAACCUGUCUUCAUCCACGUUCUUAGGACCGGGGCUUGGAGGCAAGGGCAGCGAACGUAGCGCCUAUCCCACCUUCGGGAGAGACACUGGUGUCAGUGGGCUGAGUCAGGCUGCCUUCCUGCCCAGCGAGCUGGGCCUCAGCAGUCCCGGGCCACUGUCCCCAUCAGGCGUCAAGAGUGGCUCCCAGUACUACCCCUCCUACCCCAGCAACCCUCGGCGAAGAGCUGCAGAUGGCGGCCUGGAUGCCCAGCCCAAAAAGGUCCGAAAGGUUCCACCCGGUCUUCCCUCCUCGGUGUACCCACCCAGCUCAAGUGACAACUAUGGCAGAGACACUGCAGUGUACCCUUCCACCAAGACCCCUGGCAGCACCUACUCCACCCCCUUCUACAUGGCAGAUGGCAGCCUGCACCCCUCAGCUGAGCUCUGGAGUCCCCCUGGCCAGGCGGGCUUCGGGCCCAUGUUAGGUGACAGCUCAUCCCCUCUGCCCCUCGUGCCAGGAGGCAGCUCCGUGGGUGGUGGUGGAGGAAACGGCGCCUUUGGGGGACCCCAUCAGCAGGAACGCAUGAGCUACCAGCUGCAUGGAGCCGAGGUCAAUGGUGCACUUGCAGCAGUUUCCAGCUUCUCAGCCACCCCUGGAACCUACAGUGGGACUUCUGGCCACACGCCACCCGUGAGCGGGGCAGACAGCCUCAUGGGUACCCGAGGGUCCACAGCCAGCAGCUCAGGGGAUGCCCUAGGGAAGGCGCUAGCCUCGAUCUACUCCCCUGAACACUCUGGCAAUAACUUCUCUCCCAGCCCCUCAACGCCUGUGGGCUCGCCACAGGGCCUGCCAGGGACAUCGCCAUGGCCCCGGGCAGGAGCACCCAGUGCCUUAUCACCCACCUAUGAUGGAGGUCUCCAUGGCCUGCAGAACAAAAUGGAGGACCGCCUGGAUGAGGCCAUCCAUGUCCUCCGCAGCCAUGCUGUGGGUACUGCCAGUGACCUCCAUGGACUUCUACCUAGCCAUGGAGCACUGGCCACCAGCUUUACAGGCCCCAUGCCACUAGGUGGGCGACAUGCCAGCUUGGUCAGUGGCAGCCACCCAGAGGAUGGCCUCACAGGCAGUGCCAGCCUUUUGCACAACCAUGCGGCCCUUCCCAGCCAGCCCAGUGCUCUCCCUGACCUCUCACAGAGACCGCCGGACUCCUACAGUGGACUUGGGAGGGCAGGCACCACAGCGGGUGCCAGCGAGAUCAAGCGGGAGGAGAAGGAAGAUGAGGAGAAUGCUUCGGUGGCCGAUACCUCAGAGGAGGACAAGAAAGAGCUGAAGGCCCCUCGAACGAGGACCAGCCCAGACGAGGACGAGGACGACCUUCUCCCCCCAGAGCAGAAGGCCGAGCGGGAGAAGGAGCGCCGGGUGGCCAAUAACGCCCGUGAGCGGCUGCGGGUCCGCGACAUCAAUGAGGCCUUUAAGGAGCUCGGCCGCAUGUGCCAGCUGCACCUGAGCAGCGAGAAGCCGCAGACCAAACUGCUCAUCCUGCACCAGGCCGUGGCCGUCAUCCUCAGCCUGGAGCAGCAGGUGCGAGAGCGAAACCUGAAUCCCAAAGCAGCCUGCCUGAAACGCAGGGAGGAGGAGAAGGUGGCUGGCGUAGUCGGGGACCCCCAGCUGGCGCUUUCAGCUGCCCACCCUGGCCUGGGCGAUGCCCACAACCCAGCAGGACACCUGUGAGCCAUGGUGAGACCAGGGACCACUGCACUCUGCGUCCAUGCUGCACCCAGGACAGUCCUCAACAUGGCUGAAGGUUGGCACAUCACUGGCAACACGGCACCAGUGCAAGGGACACUGCUCCGCCGUGCAGCCUGCAGUCACUGUGGCCCAGUGACCACUGCCACUGUGUGUCUUGGCCCCAGUUGCCAGGCUGAAUGGAACUGGCUUUUUCACCCUUUGGAGACCAUAAAAAAAAAAAACAAAAAAAAACCCAUACUUUUCAGAAAAGAAAAAAAUGCCUUAACUAUAUAAGAUGGAGAAAUUGAAACCUGUUACCCCUCAAGGGGUGGGCCAGGACUGGCUUCGACUUCAGAGCCAGCAGCAAAUCGUGCCUAAGCAUAUUUUUUUUAAGGAGAAUAAAGAGAACAUUAGUUACGAGAUUUUUUUAUGUAGACAAACAUUAGCAAGAA